GCGGCCAACGUGCUUCCAGUUUUCCCCCUCGGUCUCGUGACUUCCGGGUCGGCCGUGGCUCGGGGGCGGGGCUAAGUGAGUCGCGGGGGGUCAGCUGAGGGGCGUGUGAGCGGCUGGUGGGUGUUCGGUGGUAGCAGUUCGAGGCUCUCGGAAGCAGCCAUGGAGAAGCUCCGCCGGGUGCUGAGCGGGCAGGAUGACGAGGAGCAAGGGCUGACGACACAGGUGCUGGAUUCUUCAUCUCUUAGUUUUAGUACUCGAGUGAAGUGGUUCGCAAUAUGUUUUGCAGGUGGCAUUUUGUGCUCUAUUCUUGGGACGAUAAUGCUCUGGGUUCCAGUUGGCGGCAUGAAGCUUUUUGCUGUAUUCUACACCUUAGGAAACAUUGCUGCAUUAGCCAGUACUUGCUUCUUGAUGGGUCCUGUGAAGCAGCUGAAGAAGAUGUUUGAACCCACAAGAUUAUUGGCAACACUUGUUAUGCUGUUUUCUUUUAUCCUAACCCUAUGUGCUGUGUUUUGGUGGCAUAAGAAAGGGCUAGCUGUGCUGUUCUGCGUAUUCCAAUUCUUGGCAAUGACCUGGUACAGUUUGUCAUAUAUUCCUUAUGCCAGGGAUGCUAUAAUAAAAUGCUUCACAUCGUGCCUAAGUUAAAGUGAACAAACAGGAAUUCUUCUGGAAGCCAACUCCACUUACCUAAAUUUACUUUAGUAUUUUUCAGUUCCUGAAACAGACAUCCUCCUUUCACAAUAGAAUCACUUCUAAAAGUCUCUGUGUGUCAUGAAUACUUAAAUCUAUGAUAAGCUUUAAAAGUAUUGCUCUCCUCACAAAAUGGUCUUAAAUCCAUUUGGAUUACAUUCUGCUAACAUAACCUAAAAGUAGAUGGUCUUGAGGUUUCAGGAAAACACAUGUAAAUACUUUGUCUUCAGUUUUCUAUUUAUCUUUAU
Molecule: messenger RNA, 935 nt
Organism: Gekko japonicus
Lineage: Eukaryota; Metazoa; Chordata; Lepidosauria; Squamata; Gekkonidae
Gene: SFT2D1
Product: SFT2 domain containing 1
Exons: 8
Coding region: 160-642 (160 amino acids)
Biological process (GO): vesicle-mediated transport
Cellular component (GO): membrane
Source: RefSeq, a predicted model, not a curated record